AUGGCGGCGACGGUGCCGCCAACAAUCAAUGAAUCGGGCAAACUCGACCCGCCUGUGGAGACGGCCGAUAGUGACCUUGACGCCGAGGGAGAAGAAGAAACCGACUUGUACGAGAUGGACCAACAGCUACAAGAUGCUGUUCACCGAGCUUACACCGGAGAAGCCGACGAGGACGGCCCAGACGAAACUACCGGGCGAAAAAACACGCGCGCCCACGCGCUGACCGAAGAAGAUGAUGGUGACAAUGACGAAGCUGAACCUGUUGGAGCUGUCAAACUUCCUGGCGAUGAUGUGGUUUCCGAAGAAGACUAUGCGGAGUCUGAAACAGCCGACGCGGAUGGCGACCCUGUAUUUGAGGAAAAUGACCGCGACGCCUCAGAAGCCGAGUCAACUGAUCACGAGUCAGAAGCUGAAGAUUGGGAAGCAGAGAGCAAUGAUCGCGAGGACGUUGAGAUCGAUACCCGGAGCCGCGCGAACUGCUUAUUCUGCGACCAGGACGAGGAGCAUGACCCAGGGGAAGAUUUUGAGGAAUGGCUCACCUGCCUAGUUUGUGGCGAUCAUUCUCAUCGGCAAUGUGCUCGUGAACAAGAGGCAUUUGACGACUCUGAAGGUACGCAAACACAUCACCACAAUAACCAACUCCUAACUCGCGUCUUCCGUGAGUCCCACCCACUGACAUCGCAACAUCUAGGCCCUUGGAGAUGUCUUAGCUGUGUCCGUAACAACCUACAACCUGAUCCAUUAGAACCCGUGACAGAAACCAAGGCCGGGACUUCCACUCUUCCCAGAGAACUUCUACCUGCACAUAGUGGCUCGCACGACGAAGGAUUUCAUUCCAUUUUUGAAACAGGCGUCAACGACGAGAUGCUGAAUAGCUCACGCGCUCUACGAAAGCGCAAGGCCUCCUCCAUUGAGGGGGAAGAACACGUACCCGUUCUCCGAAAAAGACUCCGACAAACCUCCUUCCACUCUCACCAACCAGACUUGAAUGACUCGAUCUUCGAAGGCGGAGAAGCAACUACUGUUGGCGACGUUGACUCACCUGCCCGCACACGUUCUGUGCGUGUUCGACGCACCCGUACUGUUGACCGAGACCUUUGUCGCGUGGUUGUCAAACAGUAUGGGAAACUUAUUCUUGGGUUCCGGCUCGACGAGACCAAAAUGUCAAAAAUCACCGGCUCCCAAAUUCGAUCACAGCGCAAGAAGAAGAAAGCACCAAAGCCUCCUCCCGUGCCUCAGGAGCCCCAAGCACAUUUCGUCCCCCUCCCGCCUGUAUCCUACAACUCCAUCACAUUGUUCGACCGUGAGACAGAUGACGCUAAAUCCAAACCUUAUGGAGGCAUUCUGUCUGAAGUCGAGCAAGAUACAUCUAAGACACUUCCUACCCAGUUUGACCGCGACCGAUUUGAACAGGCUCGCCUCAAAGCCGAAGAAGAAUGGCAACAGAAGGUCAGAGAUUCAGAGCUCAGCGGUGAAGCUACUGCGCACGCGUCACAAAAGGUCUCUGGUCCACCCUCGAAGAUCAAAUCAAUUAACUUUGGUGGCUACGAAAUCGAGACCUGGUAUGCGGCGCCCUAUCCGGAGGAAUACAGCCGCAACCGUGUUCUCUACAUCUGCGAGUUCUGCCUCAAAUAUAUGAACUCUGACUAUGUUGCCUGGCGUCACAAACUCAAGUGCCCCGCAAAGCAUCCUCCCGGCGACGAAAUCUACCGAGAUAAAUCGAUCUCAAUCUUCGAGGUUGAUGGUCGGAAAAACCCAGUUUACUGCCAAAAUCUCUGCCUCCUUGCGAAACUUUUCCUAGGCUCUAAAACUCUUUACUACGAUGUUGAGCCAUUCCUCUUUUAUGUCAUGACCGAAUAUGACGAUCUGGGCUGCCACUUUGUCGGAUAUUUCAGCAAAGAAAAACGUCCGAGCUCAGCGAACAAUGUCUCCUGUAUUCUUACUCUUCCCAUUCAUCAGCGAAAAGGCUAUGGAAAUCUUCUGAUCGACUUUUCAUACCUCCUCACCCGCAUCGAAGGCAAAAACGGUUCGCCGGAGAAGCCACUCUCUGACAUGGGUCUCGUGUCGUAUCGAAAUUACUGGCGAUUGAUCUUGUCUUACCAACUUCGCGAUCUGACCAGGCCUGUUAGCAUUGCAGAUCUGUCUGACCGCACCGGAAUGACAGCAGACGAUGUUGUAUCUGCGCUCGAGGGACUUCGGGCUCUCGUUCGGGACCCUAUUACCAAAACCUACGCCAUUCGUCUCGACCACAAGUACUACGAGGAGGUGAUCAGUGGCUGGGAGAGCAAGGGCUACGUCCAGCUCAACCCGGAUGCACUUCUUUGGACACCGUACAUUAUGGGUCGCAGCAACCAGUCACAUUUCGAUCGUGCCCCCUUACACACUGUCGCUCAACGAGAAGACCCGGAUGAGGAAGACGAUGAAUUGGAGGCAAAGGCAGCUUCAGACGAAAGCGAUGCUUUGAUGGUGAAUGGAAUGGAUGCAGAUGCUCUUGCAGAUUCUGCUGGACCGCCUUCCACUGCCGCUUUGCGACCCAAUGGCGGUCAAAAUUCUACAGCGAGCAACUCGGAGCCUCCCAUUGUCCCCAAUCCUGCAGCUGGGAUCCCCCCCUCUCGGUUUGAACUAUGGCCGCCUGUACCCCCCGCAGCACCCCCCAAGCGAAGGCCCGGCCGUCCAUCCGGCAGCACCAAACUCAAUCAAAUGUUAAUGACCCCGACAGCUGCCCGUAAUAACGGUCGCGGCACCCCGCGCCGACCUUCUAACCUGGCAAUGCUUACACCUGGGGGAAGUGUUCGUCGUGGGCGCAGUUCUAUUCUCACGGAAUCUCCCGCAGCCGAGGCAACACCUACCCAAUCCAAUGGCAUCGAACUGGAACAAAGCGAAGGUGUCGAAGAUACAGAGGCCAUCCCUCCAGUUCUAAAUGAAGCUGGGGAUGUGGACAACAACGAGCCGGUGGCUGUCAACGGAGACGUUGCCCCCGAAGAACCAGUUCGAAUCAAUGGCAUUGAUACUGCCGAGCCCGAGCACGAAGCCUCCGGAAAGAAUGAACCUCCAAAGACUCCCGUGAAAAAAAUCAAGUCGGCCUCGCGGUCCCCGGAUACAGCACUAUCCCGUCGAUCCAAUGAGACUACGAGGACCCCACGGUCCGUCAAUCGGAAGGCAUUGGUUGAAAAGGUCCAAGUCGUUGUCUCCGCCGAACCAGGAUCAGCCUCCAAGUCACCGGACAGUGAAAGCAAAAAGGCCAUGGCCGCAAAUGGUCUUGAUUCGGAUGCAGACUCAGAUGCCGAUGCUGAGGCUGAUGCCGAGUACGAAGUUGAUGGGGAUGUCGUGAUGCAAAUAUGA
Messenger RNA from Penicillium soppii, 3342 nucleotides. RefSeq lists its product as uncharacterized. The transcript is spliced from 3 exons. The record is from RefSeq and is a predicted model, not a curated record. Gene Ontology annotation, molecular function: histone acetyltransferase activity. NCBI's taxonomy places the organism in Eukaryota, Fungi, Ascomycota, Eurotiomycetes, Eurotiales, Aspergillaceae. The coding region runs from base 1 to 3342 and encodes 1113 amino acids. Gene Ontology annotation, biological process: regulation of DNA-templated transcription.